AUGGUGCUUGCGCGCCAACUAAGCACUUGUUUGCUUGUUGGGCUCGUGGCCGGCCAACAGUCCCAAGAUAACGCCGAUCCGAUCGCCGUCCGAUACGCCAAAAGCUACAUCGUGGAAUUCGCAGAUGACAAAUCAAGUCGGCUGAGCUCACUUUCUUCAACCGAUGGAGUUCGAAUAGUGAAGCAAUUUGUCAGCGAGAUCUUCACCGGAGCUAGUGUGGAAACCGCCGACCUCACUCUUGAAAGUCUCUUGGAACUUCCUGACAUUGUCAACGCCUGGCCAAAUAAUAUUGAAGAAAACACCCCGCAAGCGGUACCUGCGGUCGCCCAUGUCGUCACUGGAGUCGACAAGGUGCACGAGAAGGGAAUCUAUGGCAACGGAGUAAAGAUUGGAGUGGUGGACACAGGAAUUUGGUACAAUCACGAUGCUCUCGGCGGUGGCUUUGGAGAGGGCUUCAAAGUUGCUGGAGGGUUCGACUUCGUUGGUGAUCAGUAUUGGCCAUUUGUUGGCUAUGAGAAGGAGCCCGACCAAGAUCCUUUGGACCUGCUCGGACACGGCACUCAUGUGGCCGGUAUCAUUGCUGGCAAGACAGAAGACUUCAUUGGAGUAGCUCCCGACGCCACUCUUUACGCCUACAAGGUCAUGUCUCGCCAGGGUUCCACCGACGCGGCCACUCUCAUUGAAUCGUUUCUAGCGGCAUUCAACGAUGGGAUUGACAUCAUAACCUCAAGCAUAGGAGGCUCAAGCGGCUGGGCUGAAGAAGCCUGGGCUGUAGUUGCAUCUCGCCUGGUCGAACAAGGCAUCGUCGUGACCAUCUCAGCUGCUAACUCCGGGUCCAUAGGGCCGUUCUACGGUAGCAGUGGCUCGUCGGGCAAGAAUGUUCUCGCGAUUGCGUCGGCCGAUGCUCCGGCCGUCAACACUACUCGCGCGUCCUCUUUCACCUCUUGGGGCUUGCUGAAUGAUCUUAGCGUAAAGCCUGACAUCACAGCUCCCGGUGGCUCGAUCUACAGCGCGUAUCUUGACAACGGAUGGACUGUCAUGUCGGGGACUAGUAUGAGCUGUCCAUACGUUGCAGGCGUCGCUGCGCUCUACAUAAGUGCUUUCGGAGGCCGGGAAGUGCAUGGGAAAGAUUUUGCAUUGAAACUGGGCAAACAAAUCAUUGCCAGCGGGAAUGUGCUCGCGUACCACGACGGGGCAUACACCGACCUCCCGGCACCGGUGCCUCAGGUAGGCAAUGGUCUCGUUGAUGCUUUUAAGCUACUUCACUCCAAUACGACACUGGAUUUCGACCCCAUCGCUUUGUACGACACAGUCAAUUUCAGAGGGGACCAUACGAUUACUGUCAGCAACCGGGGCUCUGAUGAUGUCACAUAUCAUACAUCUCUUCAGGAUGCCUAUGGGGUUGAAACAUUGCUGCUGGAUGUUGCCAAUGGCGACAAAACAGUGCGAAGCUUGUCAGAUUUGGCGCCCCGAAAGCUCGGAGUUGAUGUCAGCUUACCCGAGGAUUUCACGCUCAAGCCAGGAGAAGAGAAAGCCAUACCAUUGAACUUCAAGAACCCUGAGUCUCAUGAAUGGGAUUCGUCUGUCUUACCCCUUUACAGUGGAAAGAUCUUGAUUUCGGGAGACAACGGUGACGAGCUCUCCGUACCCUACGCAGGUGUUGGAGCCGACCUCAAGAAAGAAAUAAAUCCUUUAUUUCGGAACGGAUUCCCAUAUGUUGUCUCCGGAGAACCGGCUCAGAUUGGGAAAACAGCCUUCACUUUCAACCUAACACUCGGAGUUCAAGACUUCCCGAAGAUCUUCCAUAACAUUAUUUGGGGAACCCGUCAGCUUAGAUGGGAUAUAUUCGAGGACGGAUGGACCGAAAGUAAUUGGACAUAUCCUCUAGUCGCUGGCGAGAAUGGGUACAUAGGAUCGGGCGCAUAUUGGGCAGGCUCCGGCCAAGCGCCAUUCUUUGAUCCGAGCCGAUGGGACCCCGACGACACACUAUCGUAUCCAAAGGUUGAACAGCCCCGGGGCAGCGGCAACUCCGAAAAUUGGUGGUUUGGAAAGCUUGCGAAUGGCAGCCAGAUUGCAUUGGGCAAUUACACAAUUCGGUAUGCUGCUCUCAAGCCUUUUGGUGAUCCCGCCCAGUCUGAGGAUUGGGCUACUUUCACGACACCUUUGGGGGUCCUUGGACAGUAUUGA
Colletotrichum aenigma is the source of this 2187-nucleotide messenger RNA. It is a transcript of the gene apr-0, whose product is annotated as Subtilisin DY. Gene Ontology annotation, molecular function: serine-type endopeptidase activity; tripeptidyl-peptidase activity. Lineage: Eukaryota; Fungi; Ascomycota; Sordariomycetes; Glomerellales; Glomerellaceae. The record is from RefSeq and is a predicted model, not a curated record. The transcript has 13 exons. Gene Ontology annotation, biological process: proteolysis. Gene Ontology annotation, cellular component: membrane; cytosol; cell wall. The coding region runs from base 1 to 2187 and encodes 728 amino acids.